AUGACGUUGGCGACCUUCUUAAAGGUUAAUCCACCAAAGUUCAAGGGAACCACCAAUCUGACUGAAGCCGACGCUUGGUUUCAAGCUAUUGAGCGAGCAUUGCAAGCGCAGUUGGUGCCUGAAGAGCACUGCAUCGAGUUUGCUACUUAUCUGCUCACCGGGGAAGCGUCGUAUUGGUGGCAGAUAGAAUUUGACAAGAAGUGCUUUCCGAAUUUCGCCCGAACGGCCAAGGAACUGGAGUUACUGCAGCUGAAGCAGGGUGCGAUGUCGGUAUUUGAGUAUACAGAUAAGUUUGAGGAGCUGUUCAGAUUCUCCCGCAUGAGUCAAGGAGCUCCGGGGGACUUCGAGGAGUGGAAAUGCAUCAAGUAUGAAGGAGGGCUCCGAAGUGACAUCUACAGUUCAGUAGGGCCUAUGGAGAUCAGGACUUUUUCCGAGUUGGUAAACAAGAGCAGAGUUGCCGAAGAGUAUGUGAAGAAGGCAGCUACAGAGAGAGAAAGCCAUAGGGGACCAUUCCCACUGAACCGAGGGAAGAGUUUUGCUCCUAGAGGUCCACCCUUCAAGCGGGGAGGCUUCGGAUCGUGUUACUCAUGUGGUAAGCCGGGGUAUAAAGCCUUCAACUGCCCAGAGAAGCAGAGACAGGGUGCUGGGAGAGCACAACAGCCUGGUCGGAUGUUUACUACUUCAGCUGUGGAUGCCGAGGGGUCUGAGACACUUAUCCGAGGUUAUGACCUGAAGGUGUAUAAUACCACCCAUGAAGCCAUGGAAUUUCAAGGUGUUAUGCUGUUAGCUGCGAGUGUAUCAGGUGAGGAACAAAAUUUAAAGCAAAUCCCAGUUGUUUGUGAGUUUCUUAAAGUAUUUCUUGAUGAUAUUGAGGAAUUCCCUCCUAGCCGAAAGGUUGAAUUUUCAAUUGAGUUGGUGUUGGGAAUAGGGCCAAUUUUGAUUGCCCCUUACAGAAUGUUGCCUUUGGAAAUGGCUGAGCUCAAGACCCAAUUGGAAGACUUAAUGAGCAAGUGCUUUAUCCGCCCUAGUGUUUCUUCGUGGGGAGUGCCAGUGUUAUUGGUGAAGAUAAAAGACGGGAGUAUGCGGCUUUGUGUGGAUUACAGGUUGACAAACUCUCCUGCAAUGUUUAUGGACUAUAUGAACAGAAUCUUCCGCCCAUUCUUGGAUAAGUUUGUUGUUGUCUUCAUUGAUGACAUACUAAUUUAUUCUAAAACCGAAGAAGAGCAUGCCGAGCACUUGCGAACUGUGUUACAAAUUCUGAAGGAGAGGAAAUUGUACACCAAGUUAUCUAAAUGUGAAUUCUGGAAAGAUAAGGUGAAGUUUCUUGGCCAUGUGUGGCCUAGUAUGAAGAAUGAUGUAGCGGAAUAUGUCUCAAAGUGCUUAACUUGUCAAAAGGUGAAGAUUGAACAUCAGAGACCCUCUGGGACAUUGCAACCUUUGGAGGUUCCGCAAUGGAAGUGGGAGAGCAUUGUGAUGGAUUUUGUGUCGGGAUUGCCGAGGGCUAGAACCAGUUUUGAUGCUGUCUAG
Messenger RNA from Arachis duranensis, 1527 nucleotides. RefSeq lists its product as uncharacterized. Gene Ontology annotation, molecular function: nucleic acid binding; zinc ion binding. The transcript has 7 exons. The record is from RefSeq and is a predicted model, not a curated record. Lineage: Eukaryota; Viridiplantae; Streptophyta; Magnoliopsida; Fabales; Fabaceae. Bases 1 to 1527 code for a protein of 508 amino acids.